Molecule: messenger RNA, 2540 nt
Organism: Drosophila takahashii
Lineage: Eukaryota; Metazoa; Arthropoda; Insecta; Diptera; Drosophilidae
Gene: Suv3
Product: Suv3 helicase
Biological process (GO): RNA catabolic process; mitochondrial RNA 3'-end processing
Cellular component (GO): mitochondrial degradosome
Molecular function (GO): hydrolase activity, acting on acid anhydrides; ATP binding; RNA helicase activity
Source: RefSeq, a predicted model, not a curated record
ACAGGAAUACCCCGUAUAUGUAUGUACAUUUAAAAGUAAUCUGACAGCAUUUACCACCUUAUAAUCAGCUGAGCGCCAGCUGCACCGCCCGCUCUGUUAUAUCAGAGCAAACAACUGGGGAAGCAUGCAAAACUGCAGGCGCUGCGUCAGCCUACUAGGCGUUGUGCGGCAUCAACGCUGCCUGCGUCCAUGCUUUUCGAUUGCAUCAGACUUGCGACGUCUGCACAGGGCGGCCCUUCAAUUCUCACGAAAAAAGCCAGAGACAAAUGUUUCCGCGCUGUUCAAGCCGGUACAGGUGCAAGCUAAUGCUGACUCCGAGGACGUGGGCUCCGAGCUUGUGGGCAAACUGGAAAAGGCUGAGCUGCUAAAGAUCCUCAACAAGUUUACCCAACGCCGCGAAAUCAAGUCUCUUUGCAGCGAAAACGGGCUAGACGCCUACUUACAGCAGCAGGCCUUUGGCUCAUUCCGAAGAUACUGCAUAGAGGCGGAGAACCUUCCAGUGGACCUGCACAUAACGUUUAGCGAUAUCACGCAGGGAGCGGGACACAUAGAUGACAUCUUCCCGUACUUCCUGCGUCAUGCGAAGACAGUGUUUCCGCAUCUAGAAUGCAUGGACGACCUGAAGAAGAUCUCCGACCUGAGACAGCCCGCCAACUGGUACAGCAACGCUCGCGCCAUCACCCGGAAGAUUGUGUUUCACGCGGGACCAACGAACUCUGGGAAGACUUACCACGCCAUGGAGAGGUACCUAAGUGCAAAGUCCGGGGUAUACUGUGGACCACUAAAGCUCUUAGCCACGGAGGUGUACAACAAGGCUAAUGAGCGCGGCACCCCCUGCGACUUGGUGACCGGCGAGGAGCGCAAGUUUGGCAUCAGCGAAAGUUCGCCAGCCAGCCAUGUUGCGUGCACUGUGGAAAUGACAUCGGUCAACACUCCAUACGAGGUGGCUGUAAUAGACGAAAUACAGCAAAUCCGCGACCCUCAGCGAGGAUGGGCUUGGACGCGAGCUUUUCUCGGCCUGAUCGCGGAUGAAGUGCACGUUUGUGGAGAGCCAGGUGCAUUGGAUCUUUUGCAGAAGAUAUGCGAAACCACCGGCGAAACAGUUGAAGUACGGCACUACAAUCGACUCACGCAACUAACUGUCGAAAGCACUGCUCUGGGCUCAUUGGACAAUGUUGUGGCCGGCGAUUGCAUCGUCUGCUUCAGCAAACACGAUAUAUAUACGGUUUCGCGUGAAAUUGAGGCACGAGGCAAAGAGGUAGCUGUAAUAUAUGGAGGCCUUCCUCCUGGUACAAAGCUUGCGCAAGCCGCCAAGUUUAAUGAUCCCGCCAAUAGCUGCAAAGUAAUGGUGGCGACAGACGCCAUCGGAAUGGGCCUAAACCUAAGCAUUCGUCGAAUUAUAUUUUAUUCCUUGAUCAAGCCAACGAUGAAUGAAAAAGGAGAGCGCGAGAUCGACACAAUAUCUGUUUCAUCAGCCCUUCAGAUAGCGGGCCGAGCGGGCCGGUACCGAACUCAGUGGGAACACGGCUUUGUAACUGCCUUUAAGUCCGAGGAUUUGCAGACCCUUCAGCGCAUACUAGCCCAGACUCCUGAGCCGUUGAAGCAGGCGGGCUUGCAUCCCACGGCCGAUCAGAUUGAGCUCUACGCGUACCACCUGCCAAGCUCGUCCUUAAGCAAUCUAAUGGACAUAUUUGUGAACCUGUGCACGGUUGACGAUUCUCUAUACUUUAUGUGCAACAUUGAGGACUUCAAGUUCUUGGCCGAGAUGAUUCAACAUGUACCACUGCCUUUACGGGCCCGCUACGUUUUUUGCUGUGCCCCAAUCAAUCGCAAAAUGCCAUUUGUUUGCUCCAUGUUUCUAAAGGUAGCUCGGCAAUAUAGCCGCAACGAGCCUAUUACUUUUGAUUUCAUAAAAAAAAAUUGUGGCUGGCCGUUCAAAUUACCAAAGACUAUAUUGGACUUGGUCCAUCUAGAGGCCGUAUUUGACGUGAUGGAUCUAUAUCUUUGGCUGAGCUAUCGGUUCAUCGAUCUUUUUCCUGAGGCAGCACACGUUCGGGAGGCCCAGAAGGAACUAGAUGAGAUUAUACAGCAGGGCGUGUUCCAAAUAACUCGCUUGCUUAAAAACACCGAAGCCAGCCAGGACGGAGAAACGCCAAACUACGCAAUGCGACGAGUGACCCACGUGAAGGAGCCUCGACUUCCCAGCUCAUCUCGUGGACGCCUUACAGAAAGGUUGCUUGCGCAAGGUCUCCUGACGCCAGGUAUGCUUAGUGAGCUUCGAAAGGAAUGGGGCGCCCAGCAAGUAGGCGAUUCAAGUCCCCUAGCUAAAGAAAUUACGGAACCAGCUGUGGACAGUGACGACGAAGAUAAUUACUCAGGGAGCGGUAGAAAGCUUAGAAAAAAACGAACAAAGUAAACGUCGACGAGGAUUAGCUGGUAGAGUAAGUCGCAACUUUGUAUAUUACGGGUUUUUAUAUAAUAUAGUUUUAUUUUAAGUGGCAAUUAAGUAAUAUUAAAAUUAUUCUUUUGAUAAUCAACAA